Molecule: messenger RNA, 2604 nt
Organism: Paramecium sonneborni
Lineage: Eukaryota; Ciliophora; Oligohymenophorea; Peniculida; Parameciidae
Source: the annotation of a GenBank genome assembly
AUGAAAGGAGUUUCUAAAUUGAAAUAUCGAAUAGUUUAUUGUUCAGGUGAAGAUCAAGACUAUCCAGUGACUGAAUUACUCACUCAAUCACCAUAAAGCAGAGGAUGGUAAGCACCAAAAUAUUGUGAAUAUCCAUAAGAAAUAGCAAUCUAAUUUGUUAAUGCUGCAAGAGUAAGACAAGUAUAAUUCUUGUCUCAUCAUUGUAAGAUAUCUACAAAAGUAAAAUAUAUUCGAUUUCUUUUAGAUUGAACUGUAUGUUCACAUGCCAGAUAAGAAUAUACCUCCACAAUAUAAUCAAAUCAAAUAUAAGAAAUUAGGAUAUUUAUCCCUUGAUUCUAAUGAGAGAGGAGGAUAUUAAGCAAGAGAAUUAAAAAGUGUAUAUAUUGACACACCUUGUUUAUUCAUGAAAUUUGUAUUUCAAAAAUGUUAUGUGAACAAAUUUAAUCUCUUUAAUCAAAUUGGUGUAAUAGCUUUAUCAGUAUUUGGUGAACCUCUUGAUUCCCCUCCUGGAUAUGGAUAGAUGAAAUAGAAAGAAUUUUAUAAUGAAAUUUAAUUUGAAACACAAUUUGAUCAAAAUACACUUGAAAGAUUAAGAAUGUUAGAAGAAGCAAAAGAUAAAGGUAUUUCUCAAUUAAUUAUAAAUUAGCUGUUUAAAGAGAAGAUUUUAUGGAAGCCAAAAGAAUCAAAGAAGCAAUUGAAAGGUUGAAAUAGAUAGGAGUACAAUUAAGAACACUAGAAGAAAGAAAAGCUGUAGCAAUAUAAAAUGAAGAUUAUGAUUCAGCUAGCAUUAUCAAAUAAGAAAUAGAAAAAUUAAGGAAUGCUGUAGCACCAGAUUCUAUGAUACGAAGACCAGAUAGUGCAGUAAUAAUAAUUAAUAAUUAUUUAGUAAUAUUAAUAAUAACCUGUUUAUUAGCCAUAACAAUAAUUUUAAUAGUAAUAAUAAUAAUAAUACUAUUAAUAAUAGUAAUAAUAAUAAUAUUAACCACCACCUAUUCAAUCAUAAAUGGCUUUUACACCUCCUUACUAAGCUCCUCCUUAAUAAAUUCCAAUAUAAGGAGAAGAAAUGAUAUCAUAAUCCUAAUUUGAAGAAUAGAGAGCAGAUCCUUCAUAAAUGAGAUAAAAAAGAAUAGCAAAAGAGCUAAAUCAACAUCAUGAAGACAUGGUUGUUCCAGCUGCUUUAAAAAAAUAAAAUAAUAAUUAAUAUCCUGACGAUGACAAAUAGUAAUAAUAAUAAUGUAAUUAUUUAUUCAUAUUAAAAGAUACAACUGAACCAUUAACAGGAGAGAGUUUAUAAAAAGCAGAACCCUUAAUUCCUAUUUUAACAGAAGAGUUUUGUUAAAAAAUAUUUAGUAAAUAAUGGGGAGCUAGAGAAGAUGGACUUAAAUGGUUAGAAGAUUAGAUCGGAAGACCAACUCAGGUAAAUUCUUAGGAUCCAUCAAUUUUCUUUUUGAGUUCAAUUGCUUCUAUUAAUUAUACUCUUGGUGAUAAAGUUGCUGCUGUAUCAAUACGAAGUUUAAGUGUUCUUUAAUCGUUGCUUGCUAAAUUUCCAAAAAUAAAAAUUAAUAAGAGUGCUGAAUUCAAUGAACAUAUAGAUGGAAUUCUAUAAUCUAUUAUGGAAAAACUAGGAGAAUAAAGAAAAGAAUAAGCUGAAAAUACAUUUUUAUAAUUGGCAGAUCAUCCAUCUGUUGGUCCUGCUAUUUGUGUCUAACAUUUAAUUAAAGGUUUUGUUGGUAAAUCUAAAUUAUAAAGUUCUACUAAACAUAUUGUUGGGAGAUUGGCUAUGCUUACAGAAUUAGUUAAGAGAUAUGAAAUCAAUAAUGCUAAUAUGCCAUAUUAACCUAUUGUUGAUUUUGCAGUAAGAUUGCUGGACGAUAAAGUAUUCUCUUUUUAAAUUUAAUUAGAAUGAACCAAUUAGAACAUAAGCUAUCUUACUUUUGGUAGAAGUCUAUAAGUUCUCUGGAAAUAGACUUAGGUAAUCAUUAACAAAUGUAAGAUAAGCAUAAUUAGAUGUGCUAGAAGAUUUCUUUAAUAAAAUUGAUGGAGGAGGAGAUGUGGAUGAUCAACCAUAAAUUAAUUAAUAAAAACCAAUCAUUUAAACUAAUAUUGAAACUCAGGGAGCAAAAAAGGGAAAUCAAAAUUAACCGUAAAAUUAAAAACAAUAACAAUAAUAAAAAUAAUAAUAAUAAUAACAAUAUGAUUAACAUAAUACAGCAAAAUGCGAUUAUUGUGAUAGAGUAGAUCCAUCUUUUAGAGAUUCAGAUCAAAUAGAUAAACAUCUUUGGUCUGAAUGUCCUAUGUUAGUUACUUGCUCUUAAUGUGGAUAGGUAAUUGAAGUAGCUGAAUUAACCAACCAUUUGCUGAGUGAAUGUGAUCAUAAAAGAAAAUUUAAGAGAUGCCCAAAAUGCAAAGAAGCUAUUCUUUUGAGUGGUUAUGAUAAGUAAAUUAUCUAAUAAAAUUAGGCAUUUAGAAGAUUGUAGAGGUAGAAAUGAUAAUAUAACUGUGAGAUGUCCUUUGUGUCAUUUAGAUUUGAAAUUAGAAAAGAAUACAUGGAAAAAUCAUUUGAUUAAACAAGGAUGUCAAAAUAAUGAAAGAACUGCAGGUUGA